This is a messenger RNA of Lemur catta (Ring-tailed lemur), 2638 nucleotides long. RefSeq names its product VPS33B interacting protein, apical-basolateral polarity regulator, spe-39 homolog (gene VIPAS39). The transcript has 20 exons. The record is from RefSeq and is a predicted model, not a curated record. Gene Ontology annotation, cellular component: cytoplasm. Gene Ontology annotation, biological process: vacuolar transport; intracellular protein transport. NCBI's taxonomy places the organism in Eukaryota, Metazoa, Chordata, Mammalia, Primates, Lemuridae. Bases 151 to 1632 code for a protein of 493 amino acids.
GCGGCCUAUUUCUUCAUUCGCGUUCUCGCCGCCGCACCAGGACUAUUCCCUUCCGCCCCUUCUCUGUGUCGCACAGCUUGACUAGAAAGGCUGGUCCAGCGGUGGCGGAGGCUGGCGCUGUCCUGAGAGUGAGGGCUCGGUGUGGAAGAGAUGAAUCGGACAAAGGGUGAUGAGGAGGAGUAUUGGAACAGCUCCAAGUUCAAGGCUUUCACCUUUGAUGACGAAGAUGAUGAGCUCUCACAGUUAAAGGAGUCCAAGCGGGCAGUGAAUAGCCUUCGAGAUUUCGUGGAUGAUGAUGAUGAUGAUGACCUGGAGCGAGUCAGCUGGAGUGGGGAACCUGUGGGAAGUAUCUCAUGGUCCAUCAAAGAAACUGCUGGUAAUAGUGGGUCAACCCAUGAGGGGCGUGAGCAGCUAAAGAGCCGGAACAGCUUCUCCUCCUAUGCACAACUACCCAAACCUACUUCUACCUACUCCUUGAGCAGCUUUUUUAGAGGUAGAACUAGGCCUGGAAGUUUCCAGUCCCUUUCUGAUGCUCUCUCAGACACACCUGCCAAAACUUAUGCUCCAGAGCUGGGAAGACCCAAGGGGGAGUAUAGGGAUUAUAGCAAUGACUGGAGCCCCAGUGAUACAGUGCGACGCCUCCGGAAGGGCAAGGUCUGCUCAUUAGAAAGAUUCCGCUCCUUACAGGACAAGCUUCAACUCCUAGAAGAGGCAGUAAGCAUGCAUGAUGGAAACGUCAUUACUGCAGUUCUGAUUUUCCUGAAGAGGACACUGUGCAAAGAGAUCCUCUUCCGAGAGCUGGAGGUGCGACAGGUUGCCCUGAGACAUCUUAUUCACUUCCUUAAGGAAAUAGGGGAUCAAAAGCUGCUUUUAGACCUCUUCAGGUUCCUAGAUAGAACAGAAGAGCUUGCGCUAUCCCAUUAUCGAGAGCAUUUGAACAUUCAGGACCCAGAGAAACGAAAGGAAUUCCUUAAGACCUGCAUUGGUUUACCAUUUUCAGCGGAAGAUUCUGCACACAUACAAGACCAUUACAUGCUCCUGGAACGUCAGAUCAUUAUUGAGGCAAAUGAUCGACAUCUAGAAUUAGCAGGACAGACUGAGAUCUUCCGAAAGCACCCACGCAAAGCUUCAAUCCUCAACAUGCCACUGGUGACGACGCUUUUCUACUCCUGCUUCUAUCACUACACGGAGGCCGAGGGAACAUUCAGCAGUCCCAUCAACCUGAAGAAGACAUUUAAGAUCCCAGACAAACAGUAUGUACUGACAGCCCUGGCUGCUCGUGCCAAGCUUCGAGCGUGGCAUGAUGUAGAUGCCCUCUUCACCACAAAGAACUGGCUGGGCUAUACCAAGAAGAGAGCACCCAUUGGCUUUCAUCGAGUUGUGGAAAUUUUGCACAAGAACAGUGCCCCUGUCCAGAUACUACAGGAAUAUGUCAAUCUGGUAGAAGAUGUGGACACAAAGUUGAACUUAGCCACUAAGUUCAAAUGCCAUGAUGUCGUCAUUGAUACCUGCCGGGACCUGAAGGAUCGUCAGCAGUUACUAGCAUACAGGAGUAAGGUAGAUAAAGGAUCGGCGGAGGAAGAGAAGAUUGAUGCUCUUCUCAGCAGUCCGCAAAUUCGAUGGAAGAAUUAAGUGGCAUUAACUACCCUGAAGCCUGCCUCAGUUUUUCUUUUCCUGCCUGUGAAAGUAGAGAGAGCACUUCUUUAGGAGAGCGUCAGCAUCACAUCGCUUGGGCUGAUUAUCAACAGGCAGUGCCUGUCUGCAUCUUUUGACAGAAGCCAGUACCUGGGCACAGAUAGCUUCAGACUGAUCUUUUGUCCAAGGGAUCUAAGGGCCAAGAUCUAAAGCUUUGACUCCUGAGAACAAUUCUUUCCACCUGGUGCUCAUGUGAAGGUGGGAGUAAUUUCUAGAUUGGGCCCAUACUGGUUAAGAUCUCUCUUGGUCUGAGAAAAGUCACUGCUCCAGAAAGGAACUCUCUUAGACUAUGGGGUACAGGUGUCUUAGGAUAGCCAGGCUAUUCCACUCAUCUAAUUAUGAUCCAGGACUUGGUGCUGGACUUUGGCAGUUCUGCUAUGAAUAAAGUCAGAACAGAAACAAAAUGGCCUCAGGAAGGGGUGCCAGUGUUGCCCAGGACCUCCUGGAGACACACUCACACCAGACUGCACAGAAUCCUCUACAUCAUGACAGACAUUGCCCAGAUUUUGUGUUUCUUCAGCCAGUAUUCCUCUGCUGCCCCAGUUUACUCUCUGUCCAAAAACUUAGGGUCCCUCUCUCACCUGCACACUGAGAUAACCCUAUUUGGGUGAGGAGACAUCUGCCUGAGCUUUUCCUCUACUUCUCCUAUCCCAGACCCAUAAUCUUAUAUGGACCUCAGAUGUAGCAAUGCUGGAGAGCUCUCCCUUCAUGUAAAAUCUCAUUAUUUCACCAGGAGCUUCCAGAAGUCUCACCUGGGCUAAACUCAGCAGCACUUCAGUUAGGAUGUUUAGAUGGUGGUUUUAUUUUCACACUUGUUUUCUGAGAGGAUAUUCUGUAAUGCUAUAUUCUUGCCGUAUACCAUUAUUUGGCUCUCUUCUUUGUGACUGAACUGGGUUUUCCUGACAUGCUUAGACUCCUAAUAAAGCUGUUUCUUCCUUGGUGC